AUGGGCGAGGCAAAUUCAGAAGAAACAACAAAUAAUAACGGAAAUGCUAAUAAUAACGACGAUGGAGGUGAAUCAGAUUCAAUACAAGUUGUUCAAAGAGAUGCAGUAACAAAUAUACCCACCCUAACUGAUAUUCAUGAUUUGGAUAAACUUCAAGAAGAUGAUACAGAUACUGCUUUACAGCAAGAAAUGAUGAGAAACAUCGAUACAACUGAGGCAAAUACAAGGUAUGGCAAGAUUUUUGAUGACUCUACUGACACAGUGUUGGAAAACCCAGAGGAUAACAUCACAGAGUUAUCUUUACCUGCUGACACUUUCACAGAAAUGCAAAAUGACGAACAUAGUAAAAAGGAAUCUAACAUUAAUAAAGAAGGUAUAAAUCAAACCGAUGCCCAUGAUGAAAAAAGUCAAGCAGAUAAUGUUAAUGCUGAAAAUAAUGAUUGGAGAAGUGCAGAGAAAUCUGAUGCCUCAGGAGAGAAAUUUUCAAAUGAAGGAAAUGUACCGCGUGCAGAAACUAGUAUCGAAGGUGACCUUGAAGAGCUUAGCACAGAAGGACAUUUAGAUAAGAAAGUUAGUGGAAGUUUUGAGUUACCAGAGCAAAGGCAGCCUGAAAGACGUGCACAAUUUGGUGGAAGGUUCAUGCAUGCUCAAAACUACGUAGCGCACGAUGAUCAUACAUCAAUUUUGGAACCAGGCCCUAUGAGAAGAUUCGGUGAUGUAUCAGUACCUCAGUACCGACCCGUCUUGACUAGAAGUGGAAUCGUUUUCUCCCCGUCUCUCAAUCAACAGAAAUUCACCGCAAUAAAUGGAUCUCACGACGUGGACAUCUUGGGUGCAUUACAACAGAUGUCCAAAGACACUGGCAUAGUCUUACUGACACGAAGCGAUCCAUUCAUAUCUAACGCAUCAAUACUUCUGACAGAUGACGAGAGUGGUUACGAACAGCUAAAAGCAGACGCCGAUGAUGAUUUCGCAGAAGUAGAAGAGAAUACGGAUCCAAUGGAUAAAGAUCCAAAAAUAAAGAAUAUACUUAGGUGGCGGCCUACAAGAAAGCCCUAUAAAGGAAAUUAUCACGAAAAAGUAGAGGCUCAGGUUGCACUCGAGAAAGAACAAAGAAAUACGCUCCGAGCUCGGCAACUCAAUGAAGAAAGAAUAGCUUACGUGAUGGACCUUCUAAAAGACAAUUUUUGGAUGGCUGUAUAUAUGUAUGGGGAAGUACGAAGAAUUCUCACGAAACGCGUUGUAGUCGAUGAUAUAAGACAAAUGAUUAUGUUUUUAGAACAAGAAGGGAAUGAGGAAAUGAAAGAGAAAGUACUAAAAUGUUAUAGAAAGGAGAGGUACGUUUUUCAAGAUAACAGCUGGGACAAGAAAGCUAACAAUUUGCUUGUUCAAGUUCUUAAGGAUCCGCUUAAUGAUAACGUUGUUGCGUAG
Spodoptera littoralis (African cotton leafworm) is the source of this 1431-nucleotide messenger RNA. The record is from the annotation of a GenBank genome assembly. NCBI's taxonomy places the organism in Eukaryota, Metazoa, Arthropoda, Insecta, Lepidoptera, Noctuidae.